GGGCCCCGGCGGUGGCAGCCGCAGCAACAGGUGGGGAGGAGACCGAGCCCGAUCGCAUCCAACCCGAGCCGAACGGCAUCGGAACCGCCAUGGGAGAGGUUCUGCAGGAGCACGGAGGGGCCGCUCUGCUGCCGGGGAGCUGCCGCAGCCACCGGGGAGUCACCAGCAGCCCCGUCGAGGUGGGGACCUGCAAGAGGACCCUGGCGGCCAGCGUCACCCAGGCUUUUUUUUGCCUCCUGCUCUGCGUCCCCUGGGGCAGCUCCUGUCCCCCCAGCUGCCAGUGCACGGAGCGGGCGGGGGCCAAGGCCGUGGUCUGCAGCUCCCGACACUUGGAGGAGAUCCCCGAGGACAUCCCCCGGGACGCCGUCUUCCUCAAGCUGGACACCAACAGCAUCACCCGGAUCCCCGGCGACGCCUUCAGACACCUCUCCCUCCUGGAGGAGCUCGACCUCUCCAGGAACGCCAUCGAGCAGAUCGAGGCGGCGGCGUUCCGCGGGGUGGCCGCCCGCCUCCGCACCCUCGACCUCUCCGGCAACCGCAUCCGCAGCAUCCCCAAGGAGGCCCUGCUGGCCCUCAACGCCGACCUGCGCCUGGCCAACAACCCCUGGCACUGCGGCUGUGCCCUGCAGGAGGUGCUCUGGGAAGCUCGGCUGGACCCCGCCUCGGUGCGGGACAUCACCUGCCACACGGCCCCGCGGGAGGAGCUGGUGGGCAAGCCGCUGCUUCAGGUCCUGGACGCCGGUGUCGACCUCUGCGGCGCCCGCCGCGGCACCCCGGACGUGGCCGUGUUGGUCACCAUGUUUGGGUGGUUUGCCAUGGUCAUCGGAUACCUCAUCUGCUACGUCCGGCACAACCAGGAGGACGCCUGCAAGCGCAUGGAUUACCUGAGGGCACUGCCAGGCACGCAGGGACACGCAGACACCUCUGGCACCGCUGCCACCACCGCUGCCACCACCACUGCCACCACCGCUGCCACCACCGCCCUGUAG
Messenger RNA from Calypte anna (Anna's hummingbird), 989 nucleotides. RefSeq names its product leucine rich repeat containing 3 (gene LRRC3). The transcript is spliced from 2 exons. The record is from RefSeq and is a predicted model, not a curated record. NCBI's taxonomy places the organism in Eukaryota, Metazoa, Chordata, Aves, Apodiformes, Trochilidae. Gene Ontology annotation, molecular function: protein binding. The coding region runs from base 90 to 989 and encodes 299 amino acids. Gene Ontology annotation, cellular component: plasma membrane.